AUGACAACGACAGGGAAAACGAAGCCGUUGAAGGCUCCAACUGACCGAAGCAACGACGACGAAGAGUUCACGGAACAAAAGGACAUCAAGGCUGAUUCGCCGACCGACAGCCAUCUCCUCUCGCAAUUAGAGCAGGAUGAGAAAGGACUGGCUGAGAAGGCCGGGAUCACCCAGGAUGUAUCGGAUAUCGGAUGGGGGCAAUCGCACGAUGACUUUGAGGAGAGGAUUGUGUCGGGCCUCUCGAACCAGGAUCUUUGGAUGUUGAUCCGGAGAUUUAAUAAGCAAAUUUACUAUGUCAAAGCCCUUCCGGAAGCCCCGUUACAGAAUCUUGAUCUCGUCCGUUUCGAAGAUGAGCAGUUUUCUCCUGAUAAAUUGCGCGCGACCCUGGAACGCUUCUAUACGACGAUCGUGGUGGCGAUGGCCAGCUUCUUCAAGCAUAUUGCUAGACUACGUUCGUGGAAGGAGACUCAUCGCACAUCGGCUUUCUGUGCGGUAUACUUCGUCGCAUGGGUUUUGGAUAUUCUCGCACCGACAUUCUUCUGCUUUCUCCUGGCAUUGGCUAUCUAUCCUCCAUGCCGGACAAAGCUCUUCCCGCCAGCACCGAUCGCACUCGUUGAUGUGAAUACCGGAGGGGUACAGAAACCAGCGGCCAAUGUAUUAGGCUCACACGACAGUAUCACGGGUGCUCCAGAGAAACUCAAAGGAGAAGCGGCCGAGCAGGAAGCUACCAAUAUGAUUACAAGUGUUGCCAGUGUUGCUGUUGGUAGCAUUGCUGGGAAACACGACCAGGGCACACCCGAGGAUGCUCCUUUGGAGGCUUCUGUACCUGACGCAACAGAUAUUAUAUCCGACACGGCUGAUGCGCAGGCCACUGCACAUGGGCAGGUCCCGGAGGAAAGUCACGAUAAGACUAGACAGCCUAUGAAAGAGAAGGUUUUGAACGGAGCAAACGACCUGAUGCGAAUACUCAGCGACAUCAUCGAUACCUAUGAGAAGCUUGGAAAUGCUCUUUCACCAACUUCGCCUUUCCCUACCUUUAGGCCCUUUGUCCGAUUCGCAAUUGUUUUGAGCUCCGCCGUCUUGAUUUCCUCGGUCAUAUCCAGUUAUAUGUUCGUCAAGGGUGGCACUUUCGUCGUUGGAUUUGCGUUUUUCGGGGAUCCACUGUUCUGGCAUGUUACUGCAUAUCUGGAUCGUAGAUACCCGGGUUGGAAGAAACUACUCCAGUUGCAAAAUUCCCUUCUGAAAGGCAUUCCCACCAACGCUCAACUCACAUUAACCCUCCUCCGCAUUGGCGAAGCAAACGCUGCACCCCUACCACCACCCCCUGACAACUCGCAAAUCAAGGCCCCAUCACACCCUGCCUCCCUCCACGCGGAGGAUCUGAGUCUCGGAGUCUCUGACGACGAGAUCCACCAAGCCGCCUCCCAAAGUGCCCAGCAGCUCCACCAAGAGGAGAAGCAGCCCGAAAAGUCCCAAAAGUCAUGGAUAUCCGGCGUCAUCGGCUUCUUCCGCGGCACCACCGCCACCGGCAUCCAAAGUAAGCUUGCCGUCGAUCGAGUUCGCGCAGCCGUCGGCUCCGGACACGCAAAGACGCGCAUCGGCGUCCUGCACCGGAAAGGUGUGACCACGACACCCUCAGGCCCCGUCGAGUUCGACGCCCGCUAUAAAGGCAAACGAGGCGCGCUUAUCAUCGACUCCUCGCUUGAAACUCCCGUCUUAUAUUUCACCACGGACGCGACAGCGCAACUUGACCCCCGGCUAAGCAGCAGGGGUAAAGGCGCCGUGCUGUUCGCGAUCCCGGUGACUGAGAUCCAGGAGAUGCGGAAGAUCGGCGGGUUGGGGUGGAAGGGGAAGAUUGUUGCGGGGUGGGCGAUGGGGAGCAAGGAGGUCGUGGAUGGGUUGAUUAUCGUGGGCAAGGAGCCGAAGCAGACGUAUCGGCUUACUGCGAUGAGGAUGCGGAAUCAGUUGUUCAAUCGUCUGGUGGCGAUUGAUGGACAGGUUUGGGAGAGCCUUUGA
Messenger RNA from Aspergillus melleus, 2016 nucleotides. RefSeq lists its product as uncharacterized. The transcript is spliced from 5 exons. Bases 1 to 2016 code for a protein of 671 amino acids. The record is from RefSeq and is a predicted model, not a curated record. NCBI's taxonomy places the organism in Eukaryota, Fungi, Ascomycota, Eurotiomycetes, Eurotiales, Aspergillaceae.